AUGGAGACGGAGGAGUCCCCUCAACACCAAGGUAUACGUGGUGCUCGGGGUCUUAUUAGAAUCUGGGACCGAAGUUUGGAAGCGCUCUUUGUUGGCAAUAAUAGUGGAUCUGGUGAGCGAGGGGUCGGUGAAUUGGGGAAUCGUGGAAUUGGAGAGUCGGGGAAUCGGAUAAGCAGAAAGGCAAAUAGACGAUCAACUAUCCAAGAGAUGACGACAGAGAUAUCUACUAGAAUACCACAAUAUUAUCCGCUCACGCUCUAG
This is a messenger RNA of Morchella sextelata, 261 nucleotides long. RefSeq lists its product as uncharacterized. The record is from RefSeq and is a predicted model, not a curated record. The transcript has 3 exons. The coding region runs from base 1 to 261 and encodes 86 amino acids. NCBI's taxonomy places the organism in Eukaryota, Fungi, Ascomycota, Pezizomycetes, Pezizales, Morchellaceae.